Molecule: messenger RNA, 1518 nt
Organism: Fusarium coffeatum
Lineage: Eukaryota; Fungi; Ascomycota; Sordariomycetes; Hypocreales; Nectriaceae
Exons: 3
Coding region: 1-1518 (505 amino acids)
Biological process (GO): transmembrane transport
Cellular component (GO): membrane
Molecular function (GO): transmembrane transporter activity
Source: RefSeq, a predicted model, not a curated record
AUGACAGACUCAUCAUCCAAAUCCUCCACCGACCCCUCCCACGCCGUCGACUCCUCCAAACAAGCCAACAACGCCCUUUUACCGUCCCAGCUCAGCGACGACGAACACGAUGGUUUUCACAAUGAUCACCAGGAUCAUCUUGACAUGCAACGUCUUGGCAAAAAGCAACAAUUCAAGCGUACUUUUUCACUAUGGUCUUCUAUAGGCUUUGUGGCGAUUUAUAUGGCUACCUGGGAGUUUGUUUUAAUUUCGCUUGCGCCGGGAUUUACGAAUGGUGGUUAUGCGGGUGUGUUUUGGUGCUUUGUUACGACUACUAUUGCGUAUAGUGCUGUUGUGGCGAGUUUGGCGGAGAUGGCUUCUAUGGCGCCUACUUCUGGUGGUCAAUAUCACUGGGUUAGUGAAUUCUCACCACCAAAGUAUCAAAAAGUCCUCUCCUACGCUUCCGGCUGGAUGACAACACUAGGCUGGCUCGCCAGUUUCGCGAGUAGCUGCUACACAAUCGCCUUCCAAGUGCAAGCCUGCAUCAACGUAACCAACCCGGACUUUGCAUUCACACCAUGGCAGAUUUCCUUAAUCAUGUGGGCUGUUAUCGUCAUCACCAUCGCAUUCAACACAUGGGGCACCGCAUUUUUCCCUCAGCUCGAAACAGCCAGUCUCAUCGGACAUGUUCUCGGUUUCUUCGCCGUCAUGAUUCCUCUUUGGGUUCUUUGUGAUAAGAAUAAUGCGAGUGAUGUGUUUACGCAGUUCACUGAUCAGAGUGGUUGGGAUAACAUGGGCUUUGCGUAUAUCUCUUCGCAGAUCUAUGUCCUGUGGUGUUGUUUUGGUUCAGACUCCAUCGUGCAUUUAUCCGAGGAAGUCAAGAACGCGAGUAUCAUUGUACCAAGGGCUAUUUGGUGGUCGUACGUCGGUAAUGUCUGCUUUGGCUUCGUCAUGCUCAUCACCAUGCUUUUCUGCAUUGGGCCUCUUGAUCCCGUCAUUGCGUCUGACUGGCCAUUCAUCACGCUCUUUGAUCGAACCGGGUCCCAGAGUUUGAACUUGUUCUUCAAUGUCAUUUUGGACAAGAAAUGGCACAUGCCCUUCAACGCGGUCUAUCUCAUGUCCAUCGGCGCCGCUCUUCUCUCUCUCAUCCAAAUCGGUUCCGAAGUCGCCUUCACGGUCCUCGUCUCCCUCUCCACUCUCGGCAUCAUGUCGACCUACCUUCUCAGCAUCGGCUGCGUUCUUCUCAAGCGCAUCAAAGGCGAACAGCUUCCCUUUGCACGAUGGAGCUUGGGCAAAUUUGGACUGGUCAUCAAUGCGUUUUCGGUCCUGUACAGUUUGUUCAUUGUCAUUCUGUGCUGCUUCCCGCUUACGUUGCCCGUUGAUACUGCGACGGCUAAUUGGGCGCCGUUGAUCUGGUUCGGUGUUAUUCUGAUUGCAGCUGUUGCGUAUGUCAUGCAUGGAAGGAAGGCGUAUACGCCGCCUGUUAAUUUUGUGGAGGGUGUCAAGAUGCAGGGUGUUGGACUGCAGGAGUCCACAUGA